AUGUGGGAACCAGAGGCUGAUCUUUUAAACGACGUCGUCCAGCUACGAGAUGCGCAGGGGCGAAAGGGUAGAUAUGGAAACGGCGGUGAAACUCCGGUGACUGAUGCAUGGUGGCCUCAGGAAUAUCCUCAAAGUGGAAAGGCGACAGAAGAGGAAAUCUCUAGCUUUGCUGAAGCUCGAAAGUUGACUCGAGCUGUCAAUAUAUUCAACCACAUGAAAAGUAGCAGAAAUUCGAAUUGCAAACCUUCUAUCAGAACCUAUAAUAUCCUUUUUGCAGCACUGUUGAGCAGAGGAAGCAACUCUUACAUAAAUCAUGCGUAUAUGGACACUAUUAGGUGUCUGUUUAAGCAGAUGGUCAAUGAUGGGGUAGAGCCUGAUAUAUUUACUUUAAAUUCCAUGAUCAAAGGUUAUGUGCUUUCUCUCCAUGUUAAUGAUGCGCUGAGGAUAUUCCAUCAGAUGGGCGGGGUUUAUGCUUGCAAGCCUAACUCUUUUACCUAUGAUUAUUUGAUACAUGGCUUGUGUGCGCAAGGAAGAACGAAGAAUGCUAAAGAGAUAUGCAAUGAAAUGAAGACCGCAGGCUUAAUCCCAAGUAGUAAAUCUUAUAAUUCACUGGUCAAUGCUUUGGCACUUGGUGGAGAGACUGAGGAGGCAGUGGAAUAUGUGUGGGAGAUGACUGAAAAUCAGAGGUCAGCUGAUUUUAUUACUUAUAGGACUAUACUGGAUGAGAUAUGUAGACAAGGAAGAGUUCAGGAGGCAAUGAGGUUAUUGCAGGAGUUUCAAGAGAAGAACCUUGUGGAUGGGAGUGCUUACAAAAAACUUCUUUAUGUGCUGGAAGAUGACUAUGGGAAUUGAGUUAGCAGAGUUGAUCCAGGAGUAUUCCACAACAGCACUAUUGCUCAUGGCAGGGUCUGAUUAUUAAAAAAAAAAAAAAGGAUUUCUCAUUGCCUGAUGCAUAUUCAAAGCAAUAUUCCCUUGGUUUAUCCCACACCCUGCAAAUUUAUUGAUCAAGAUUGAAUUGAAGGUGAUGAAAGCAAUUCUCAGAACAAAGUUGAUGUAAAGCAAAGUUAAACUGUAUAAGAUAAGACGGUUCUGGUCUUAUAUUUUGGACCACAUCAGAUCAGAUAUUUUAUGAUGAGUUGAGAGCCCCAUCCUACCAUUCACUGGAAAAGUUUCAGUUUUAUUCAUGGCAAGACUGGAUAUUGCCUUGAUGCGAGAUCCUCUGGAGGAAGAAAAAUUUGGAGAACGGUGAUGCAACAUGUAAAUAUGGUACAAGGCGAUUAGUAGUUUCUGACCCUCCAAAAAGUGGAAGUCUCAUUGAUCCCAAGGUGCAGAAUAAUAUGCUGAUUGCUCAAAAAAGGCUGGCUUAAGUUUGGAAUUUUGUCCAAGCUGUACAGAUCUUUGUCUAAUUGUAUGCUUUAGUUAUCACUUCUUUCCCACAUUUUGCAAGUACCUUUGAUUUUUUAUCCAUCUUAUCUGUUGAAGUGAAAGUUUCACUCUAAAGAAAUACUGCCUCUAGUCCUUAA
Messenger RNA from Neltuma alba, 1523 nucleotides. Its product is annotated as pentatricopeptide repeat-containing protein At2g27800, mitochondrial-like. Bases 1 to 852 code for a protein of 283 amino acids. Gene Ontology annotation, molecular function: mRNA binding; protein binding. Lineage: Eukaryota; Viridiplantae; Streptophyta; Magnoliopsida; Fabales; Fabaceae. The record is from RefSeq and is a predicted model, not a curated record. The transcript has 5 exons.